Molecule: messenger RNA, 1429 nt
Organism: Carica papaya (papaya)
Lineage: Eukaryota; Viridiplantae; Streptophyta; Magnoliopsida; Brassicales; Caricaceae
Product: esterase-like
Molecular function (GO): hydrolase activity, acting on ester bonds
Source: RefSeq, a predicted model, not a curated record
AUAUUCAAGUGCGAGUGGCACGAAGAUCAAAACACGGAAUCACGAUGCAUUGGUUGAAAAAUCAUACAUACACGACGAUCUCAACGUAUAUAUAAUAAUCCAAAAAUUACACAUAUCUGAUUUCUUGCUAUCAUAAAUACAGAGAGUUCCGGGACAGGAUGAGCAUUCAAUCAUGGCCUACAUCUCUGUACUGAAACUUAUCUUAUCUGUUUACUGUUUCUUUACACUAUUCAUCUUAUGCUCUACUGCUCCCGAGCUCUGCAAUUUCCCUGCGAUCUUUAACUUCGGCGACUCUAAUUCCGACACCGGCGGAUUUUCUGCUGCUUUAUUCUCUCUCCCUCCCCCCUAUGGACAAACAUUCUUUCACAUGCCCGCCGGCAGGUACUCCGAUGGUCGCCUCAUCAUCGACUUCAUAGCGGAGAGUUUGAAUCUGCCGCAUCUACAGGCGUAUCUUGAUUCCUUAGAAAGCAACUUCACACAUGGUGCAAAUUUUGCCACUUCAGCCUCCACUAUCAGAUUACCAAACAGGGUAUUACCCUGCGGCAGCGGCUUUAGUCCCUUCUAUCUAAAUGUCCAGUAUGGACAGUUUCAUCAAUUCAAAUCCAGAGCAGACUUCAUUAGAACUCGAGGGGACAUAUUCGGAAGUUUGUUGCCAAGGGAAGAAGAUUAUUUGAGAGCUUUAUAUACAUUCGAUAUAGGACAGAAUGAUCUCGGCGAAGGAUUCUUUCGUAACAAGACCAUAAAACAAGUUUAUGCAUCUAUCCCUGAUAUUAUCAACCAGUUCACUGUUGAUGUUACGAAUAUAUACUGGGUGGGAGCCAGAUCAUUUUGGAUUCACAACACGGGGCCCGUUGGCUGUCUACCUUACAUUUUAACAACGUUUAAAACCGCCGGGAAAGACUCAGCCGGGUGCGCAAAGGCUUACAAUGAAGUAGCUAAGUACUUCAACCUUAAGCUGAAGGAAGCCAUUGGUCAACUCAGAAAAGAACUUCCUUCAUCUGCAUUUACUUACGUUGACGUUUACUCUGUCAAGUACUCUUUAUUUACUCAUCCCAAAAAAUACGGUUUCGAAUUGCCUCUGGUAGCUUGUUGUGGUUAUGGAGGUAAAUAUAAUUACAACAAUGAGGUUACCUGUGGGUAUACAUUGAAGAUGAAGAAUGGAAGCGAAAUAGUGGUGGGCGCAUGUGAAAAGCCAUGGAAGCGAGUGAAUUGGGAUGGCAUUCAUUACACAGAAGCAGCUAAUAAGUUCGUCUUCAACAAAAUUUCUACAGGAGCUUUCUCUGAUCCUCCUCGUCCGCUCAAACAAUCCUGUUUUAAUCCUAGCUAAUUAUAUAUAUAUUAUAAACUUCUUAGCUUUAUAAUAUAUAUGUAUUGUAUCAACUCUACCUACCAAUAAAUAAAAAUACUCUGGGUGAUUUUUCUGGGAGCA